This is a messenger RNA of Protomyces lactucae-debilis, 438 nucleotides long. Its product is annotated as 50S ribosomal protein L30e-like protein. Gene Ontology annotation, biological process: rRNA pseudouridine synthesis; snRNA pseudouridine synthesis. Gene Ontology annotation, molecular function: box H/ACA snoRNA binding. Lineage: Eukaryota; Fungi; Ascomycota; Taphrinomycetes; Taphrinales; Protomycetaceae. Gene Ontology annotation, cellular component: box H/ACA snoRNP complex; nucleolus. The annotation marks the transcript as partial. The transcript has a single exon. The record is from RefSeq and is a predicted model, not a curated record.
AAGGAGUCUGCGGGUGAUGAGGCGGAUGCAUAUGACAUCAAAGCCGCGCAUGUCAUUGCCAUUGCACAACCACUUGCAUCAAAGAAACUCAACAAGAAAGUGCUCAAGACGGUGAAGAAGGCCGCUAAGCAGAAGCACAUCAAGCGCGGUGUAAAGGAAGUCGUCAAGGCCUUGAGGAAAAAGGAGUCUUCAGCAGACAAGGCGCUUGUGGUGAUUGCAGGAGACAUUUCACCCAUCGAUGUCAUUUCACAUAUUCCUGUGCUGUGUGAGGAUCACGGCAUCAAGUAUAUCUACACGCCCGGUAAGGAGGAACUCGGUGCUGCUGGUGGUACGAAGCGCCCGACUUCUGUCAUCAUGGUGCAACUCGGUGGUAAGGCCAAAGAUGGCAAGGAGGGUGACUACAAGGAGGCCUUUGAGGAGAUUCUCAAGGAACUCGAA